This is a messenger RNA of Symbiodinium natans, 2130 nucleotides long. The record is from the annotation of a GenBank genome assembly. Lineage: Eukaryota; Dinophyceae; Suessiales; Symbiodiniaceae.
AUGACCGUUGUUCUGUUGACUUUGACUGCACCGGUUCCCAUACAAAGCAAGAGGGCCGGCAUACCCACCAGGUACAUUACCUACAGCUUUGACAUCAACAACGGCGGCUUGGAUCCUCAGGGGGAUGUGCCGGUCAAGUUGCCUGCCGAGAUGCGUGGUGCAGAUAACGACCUCCGGGAGAUGUACGACAUUUUCGAGGGGUCGGUGAGGGAUGAGAUCAGGGUGUUGCAUGAGUAUAUGAAAGUGCAGUUCUCCGUGCAGUCGGAGCAGCUGCAGGAGCUGCUCUCCCAGCUCAAAGGAGCCUUCCCCUCACGAGCGGAUGAUCGGCUACGUCAGCCGUCGUCGGCCCGGGAAUCAAGCAUCGAUUUCAGUAGGCUCGACAAGCUGAUGUCUAUCCAUGGUCUGGACUUGGAGUUCGGAAAGUUCGGGAAGACCGACGUGCCAUCCCCCGACAACCUUGAGGGUGUCGGGCAGUUGUUGGCGGAGCAUGGCAUUGUUCUGGCCGAGCCUCACGCGGGAGGCAGCGCUGGCAGCCAGGCAGGGGUGCGGAGUGUGAAGGAGGAGCCACGCUUGUCAGGUACUGACAGCGAAGCAGCGCGGGUGAGAGUCAAGGAGCCGCCAAGACACUCGGAGACCCCCUCCAUUGUGAGCCUGCCUCCGGCCUUGCAUCAUGAGGAACAUCGGGACACCACGAAUGACAGCCCGGAGAGCCGCGAUGGGACCCGUGAGGGCUUGGCUGAGAAGCGAGAUAGCUCCCGUUUCAGCUUUGUCCGUUCGAAGCUCCUUGCGCAGCAUCAAAUCGCCAGGGAAGCUGCUUCUCAAGUAGCCCUUGCCCCGCCUCCGCAAGAAGAGAAAGUCAGCUCCACCAACGACCUGGUCGGGAAAGUUGUUUCCUCGAACCUCUUUGUCUACGGCAUCAUGUUGCUCAUCUUCAUCAACCUCCUCUUGCUAGGCAUAGAGGUGGAGAUGUCCAUGACGCUGGGACAGGAUGAUGUUCCCACCUGGUUUGAGACGCUCAACCUGAUGAUCGUCAUCAUCUUUGUCGUGGAGAUCGUCAUGAAGCUGUUCGCCUUUGGCUGCAGGGAUUUCUUCAUGGGUGCCGACGGCCAUUGGAACGUUUUCGAUCUGAUCAUCAUCAUGCUGUCAGUGGUGGAGACGGUGCUGGAUUUCUGGGCAGCGUCGCAAUCUGCCUCGCAGGUGGAGUUGAGUCACUUGCGCGUGAUGCGCUUCAUGCGCUUGGCUCGGACCCUGCGCGGAAUCCGAGUGAUUCGGCUGCUUCGGUAUGUGGGCGCCUUGCGAACUCUUGUGUUCUCCAUCUUGAACACACUGAAGUCCCUGCUGUGGACGCUGAUCCUUCUGUGCUUGCUUUUCUAUUCCUUCGGCGUUGUGCUGGCCCAACUUGUGCAAGAUCACUGCAGAUUCGAAGCCAUUGUUGCGACUGGAGACAGCAACGCCGUGCCAUAUUGCAAUGAUGAUGUGCUUCGCAAAUAUUGGUCCAGCAUCUUUGAAAGCAUGCUGACGCUUUUCAUGGCUAUUUCUGGAGGUCUGAGUUGGGGCGAAGCGAUGGAUCCAUUGAAAGAUUUUUCGUUUGUGGCCGUCGCGUGCAUGGUGGUUUAUGUGCUGAUCGCAGUUUUUGCGGUCAUGAAUGUGGUUACUGGAGUUUUCUGCAACACAGCUAUUGAAAGCGCGAACUCGGACAGAGACAUCAGAGCCGUCGAGCAGCUGAACAAGCAGACGGCGCUGGUCAGGUCUCUCCGUGAGCUUUUCAACGAGAUUGACCAUGACCGGUCCAACCUAGUCAGCAUUGAUGAGUUCAAAGUCGCCGUGAACACACCCAAGAUGGCGAGCUUUCUGGAGUCCAUGGGCAUCUCGACACAAGACGUGUGGACGCUCUUCACGAUCAUCGAUGCAGACUCCAGUGGCCUCAUCGACUUGGAUGAGUUUGUGCAGGGCUGCAUGGAGCUGUAUGGUCCCGCGAAGAGUUUUCAGGUGUCGAAGAUGAGUUACGAGAACAAAAUUACCCGCCAAGCCAUUAAGAAGCUUGUCAGGGAAACGUCGGACGUGAAGCGACAGCUUGCGUUGAUAGUUCAAAAUGCAAAGUACACACAUUCGGUGACACACCGGAGAUGA